CGCAGAAGACUUAGUAAAUAAAGCAUGAACGAAACUGCAACGUUAUGGAUGCAACUCUUAUGAAAGAAAAUAUUUAAUUUUGCAAUAUUUGUUUUAAAACUGAGUAGAUUAGAUCUAGAUAUAUCUAGAAUUUAUCUUUUAGAUCUAGAUAUCUAGAUCUAAAUUUACGAAUUAGCGAAACAUUUUUAUUUACUGAAUCAGGAUUCAUUGAAUUUCCGCUUUCACUGCCAGUUGUCAGUGACUCUCAGUGAGUGACUUACUCUGACUCUCAGUUCUCAGUGUCAAGUUCACUGUGACUUUCUGUUUCUCAGUAUUCUUACAGUUUACAGUGCCACUUAACUUUGAAGUAUUCAUAGUGAUCAUGGAGAUUCAGAUUGGAUACGGAUAUGAAAUUAUUUGUUUGUGUUGAUCUGAAACCAUUGUCAUUGAUUUGGUUGAUAAAUUUGAAUUUGAUUUACCGGUACUGAACUUCCUGAACUAUUUGAAGACACUGUAGUCAAGUGUAGUCGUAGUGAUUCAGUUUCAGCAACUGAGUUUGACAUACAAAAUUUUAAAUUCUAAAGUUGUGAAAGUGAAGGCAAGCAUUUUGUGUUUAAGUGAAACUAAGAUAUUAAUAAUAAAAAAUUGUAUUUAGACCUAAGGCUAAUCUCAUAUUCAUAGAUUCAAGAUCUAAUAUAGGUUAUAGAUCUAUCUAGAAAUCAGAAAUGUCUCUGGCAGAUGAACUGUUAGCUGAUCUGGAGGAAGGAGGGGAAGAACUUGAUACUAUUGAAGAAGAGGACGAGGAAUCAAUCAAUGAUAUUGUUGAUGAUGUUGGUAUGGAAAUUGAUCGCCAGGGAUCUGCUUUGAAUGUAAGAAGUGUUGCCAAAUUAAAAGAAAGUGCAGAGUUGGCUAAAAUAUUGCAUGAUAUAGAAGAAUACUCUGCCAAACCAAAGCGAAGUGCUGUGGCUGGUCCAGUGGAAGUAGAUCCGGAAUACAAACUGAUAGUGGAUGCUAAUAACAUGACAGUUGAAAUAGAUAAUGAAAUUAAUGUAAUUCACCAAUUUACUAAAGAUAUUUAUUCAAAAAGGUUUCCAGAACUGGAAUCUCUGGUUCCAAUGCCACUAGAAUACAUAUGUACUGUAAAAGAACUAGGUAACAAUAUCCUAGAAAGAUCAAAGAAUAACGAAAUUCUUCAAGACAUUCUGACCCCAGCCACAAUAAUGGUUGUCAGUGUUACUGCUUCAACCACUCAAGGAGUAGAACUUUCAGAAAAAGACUUAGCUACAGUCAUGGAAAGCUGUGAAAUGGCAAUAGAACUGAAUAAAUGCAAAACUAAAAUAUUUGAAUAUGUCGAAUCCAGAAUGACAUUUAUUGCCCCUAAUCUGUCUAUUAUUGUUGGCGCAUCAAUUGCAGCCAAGUUGAUGGGAACUGCUGGUGGCUUAACCAAUCUUUCCAAGAUGCCAGCUUGCAAUAUUAUGCUAUUAGGAAGCCAAAAGAAGACGCUUGCUGGUUUUUCUAGUACUAAUAUACUACCUCACACUGGUUUUAUCUACCACAGUGAAUUUGUGCAGAAAAUGCCACCAGAAAUGAGAAGGAAAACUACAAGGGCAGUUGCUGCCAAAUGUGCAUUAGCUGCCAGAGUGGACAGCUUCCAUGAGAGUGUUGACGGUGCUGCUGGUGAUCGGCUAAGAGCAGAGCUUGAUGCAAAAAUGGACAAAAUGACAGAGCCUCCUCCUGUUAAGUUUUCUAAACCUCUUCCUGCACCGAUCGAACAGUCCAAGAAAAAGCGUGGUGGCAGAAGAGCAAGAAAAAUGAAGGAACGUCUGGGCCUAAGUGAACUGAGGAAGCAAGCCAACAGAAUGAGCUUUGGUCAGAUAGAAGAUGAUGCCUACCAAGAGGACCUGGGCUUCUCAAUGGGCACAAUGGGUAAAUCUACCUCAGGAAAGAUAAGAGGUGCUCCAGUGGAUGCCAAAACUAAAGCCAGGAUCUCAAAGACCCUCCAGCAAAAGCUGAGCAAACAGAAUCAGACGUGGGGUGGUAGCACAACUGUGAAGAAGACAGUUGAAGGAACAGCUUCUAGUGUGGCCUUCACUCCACUCAAGAACCUUGAAAUCUUCAACCCACAUGCAGCUGAGACCAAAGUUCAACAGACUACUCAGAAGUACUUCUCAUCCACUGGGACUUUCCUUAAAGUGAAAAAAGAAGCUGGCUCGAUGCCCCCACCUGCGGCUCCUAGAUCCAAAUAACUUUUGACACUGUAUUGAUUAUUUUAAUGCACUUUUGUUUUUUGUUGUAAUAAAUAAAAAAGAAAAACUAAGACUUAAAAAUAUUUUUGUUAAAUUUGGAAUGUAAACUAAGUAAACUUUUUUUUGGCUGCUUUUUCAUCAGUAAUUGAAGAGGGUUUGAGAGUCCAAAGUUGGAAUCAGGCUUUGGCCUGUCACUAGAAUCUGAACAAGGUUUCCAUAAAUAAGAGUACAAAUCAUUAGUACUUAACCUUUAACUUUCUAGUUUCUAAAUUAGAUAUUGUUUUUUUUUUUAAGUUAAAAUAUUCUUGGUACAGUUGAUAAUUUUAAUGAUCAUUUAUUUCAUAAGAGCUAGUUAAUUAAAAAAUGCUGUGUAGGAUUAAAAGAGGGGGGCAAAAAGCAAAGAUUUGAGGCCAACAAAAUUGGAAGCCAGUGAAGCUGAUUUUUUAAACUAAGAGAAAUGCCUAAUAAGCUGUGGGCGCUUCUUUAUUUUUUUAUACUGUAGACUAAGUGGGUCUACAUAUACAACUGUUAACAAUAAUUUAAAUUUUUUCCAGACUCCAGAGAUAAUUUUUUGUUUUCAUUCCAAAUGUUUCAAUAACAUGCAAAUUUAUAUAACUGUAAAUAGUUAUUGCUUAUUUGUUAAAAGUUCCUACCAUUUAAAAGAGAAAAUUGUUGAUGAGUUCUGUAGCAUUUGUAGACAACAGAAUAUGUCAAAACGUGCAUGUCACAUUGUGUUGUCAUGCAGUUGAAUUCCAAUAAAUAUCUCAGAAGAAAGAUCAUA
Biomphalaria glabrata is the source of this 3006-nucleotide messenger RNA. RefSeq names its product U4/U6 small nuclear ribonucleoprotein Prp31-like. Bases 705 to 2225 code for a protein of 506 amino acids. Gene Ontology annotation, biological process: spliceosomal tri-snRNP complex assembly; mRNA splicing, via spliceosome. The record is from RefSeq and is a predicted model, not a curated record. Gene Ontology annotation, cellular component: U4 snRNP; precatalytic spliceosome; U4/U6 x U5 tri-snRNP complex. Lineage: Eukaryota; Metazoa; Mollusca; Gastropoda; Planorbidae. The transcript has 3 exons.